Molecule: messenger RNA, 1911 nt
Organism: Gasterosteus aculeatus aculeatus (three-spined stickleback)
Lineage: Eukaryota; Metazoa; Chordata; Actinopteri; Perciformes; Gasterosteidae
Gene: p4ha2
Product: procollagen-proline, 2-oxoglutarate 4-dioxygenase (proline 4-hydroxylase), alpha polypeptide 2
Biological process (GO): peptidyl-proline hydroxylation to 4-hydroxy-L-proline
Cellular component (GO): endoplasmic reticulum
Molecular function (GO): iron ion binding; protein binding; procollagen-proline 4-dioxygenase activity
Source: RefSeq, a predicted model, not a curated record
AAGCCCCCAAAAAGCCCUGCGCGUGCUGCUCGGAACCCCGCUGUGCCACCGGCGAGCACCUUUCCGCACCGCAACGCCCCCCCCCGUCCCCCCCCCGGGGCUCGAGAGCGAGUACCGGUUAUCGAUCGAGACAGAAUGAGGACGUUCCUGCCCUUCGUCCUCUGGACGCUGCUCUGCUGCCCGGCCGCUCGGGCAGAAAUCUUCACCUCCAUCAGCCAGAUGACCGACCUGAUCUACACGGAGAAAGAGCUGGUCCAGUCCCUGAGGGAUUACAUCCGAGCAGAGGAGUCCAAGCUGGCCGCGGUCAAAAGCUGGGCCCACAGACUUGACGAUCUGACCAGGGUGACCACCUCUGACCCGGAGGGGUACCUGGCUCACCCGGUGAACGCCUACAAGCUGAUGAAGAGGCUCAACACGCAGUGGUCCGAGCUGGAGACUCUGGUGCUGCAGAACCCCUCUGACGGCUUCAUCUCCAACAUGUCGGUGCACAGACAGUACUUUCCGGGUGAUGAGGACGAGACGGGUGCAGCCAAGGCGUUGAUGCGUCUUCAGGACACGUACCAACUGGAUUCAGAGGCCUUCUCCAGAGGAAAGCUGCCAGGUUUGCACCACAACGCCCUGCUGUCCGUGGACGACUGCUUCGACAUGGGGAAGACGGCGUACAACGACGAGGACUACUACCACGCCGUGCUGUGGAUGCAGCAGGCCCUGAAGCAGCUGGACGGCGGGGAGGAAUCCGUGGGCUCCAAAGCGGACAUUUUGGAUUACCUCAGCUACUCCGUCUACCAGAUGGGAGACCUGGCCCGAGCCAUCGAGCUGACGCGGCGCCUGGUGGCCAUCGCCCCCACCCACCAGAGGGCCGGAGGGAACCUGCGGUACUUUGAGCACCUGCUGCUGAAGCAGCUCAACGAGCAGAACCAGGACUACCCGCCGGCCCCCGAGGAGCCCAUCCGGCUGGGGACCUACAGGAGACCCAAAGACCACCUCCCGGAGAGGGAGGCCUACGAGGCGCUCUGCAGGGGCGAGGGGCUCCAGAUGAACGAGGCCAGGCGCAGCCGCCUCUUCUGCCGCUACCACGACGGGCGGAGGAACCCCCGCCUGCUGCUGAAGCCCAUGAAGGAGGAGGACGAGUGGGACAGCCCCCACAUCGUACGCUACCUGGAGAUGCUGUCCCACGAGGAGACGGAGAGGAUCAAGGAGCUGGCUAAACCCAAGCUGGCCAGAGCUACAGUCCGAGACCCCAAAACCGGCGUCCUGACCACCGCCAACUACAGAGUAUCAAAAAGCGCGUGGUUGGAAGAAGAAGACGACCCGGUGAUCGCCCGAGUCAACCAGAGAAUAGAAGACAUCACGGGCCUUGAAUUAGACACGGCCGAGUUACUACAGGUGGCUAACUAUGGAGUCGGAGGACAGUAUGAGCCACAUUACGACUUCUCGAGGCGUCCUUUUGACAGCAACCUCAAGCGUGAUGGCAAUAGACUUGCAACCUUCCUGAACUACAAAGAUGAGCCUGAUGCUUUCAAAAGAUUAGGCACUGGAAAUCGCGUGGCGACUUUUUUAAACUACAUGAGUGACGUCGAGGCCGGAGGAGCCACCGUGUUCCCCGACUUCGGAGCAGCAAUCCGUCCGAAAAAGGGGACGGCGGUGUUCUGGUUCAACCUGUUCAGGAGCGGCGAGGGAGACUACCGGACCCGACACGCCGCCUGCCCCGUCUUAGUGGGAAGCAAAUGGGUCUCAAACAAGUGGAUCCACGAGCGCGGGCAGGAGUUCAGGAGGCCGUGUGGCUUAACAGAAGUGGACUGAAGCUUGACCCCCACCUGAACAUGCUAAAAACAUGAACACGUGUCUCUCUACUCGUCUUCAGCAUGUGUACAUAUUUUAUUAGAACAUUAAAAGCAUUUUUUGUAUGAA